CAUACUCAAAUACGGUUUACUCCAAACGGUGCGUUUGAACUUUUGACGGUCCCGUUAUGAUCUCACGGUGUUAAAUAGAAAAAGCAAACCCGUUUUCUUUCUCUCUCCUCUUUGUCUUUGGCCUUAGCGAGGCAAAAACAUAGAACCCGGCCCGUCAGGCGGUUCGUCGGCGAUGAGGAAGAGAAGCGGCGUGAGAUUUGGGACAAGGGUGGAGUGGCUGGAGCAUGAUAUCCUGUGUAUCAUCUUCUCCUUCCUGGACGUCUUUGACCUCGUUCGCUGCACCGCCGUCUGCAAAUCCUGGAAUGAAAUCAUUAAAAAGUCCAAGUUAUUGCAAGUAUUGUACUUGAAGCUGCGGCGAGAUUGUAGUGAGUCUAGUUCUUCAGGGCAAUCAUGGGAAUCAGGUCUAGAAGAAAUAGCCUUGAAACAUCAUAGGCUCUCUUUACAACGAGGUCGCAUUGAUAUCCAUCAGUGGAAAGCUCAUUCAGUCGGGAUUGAUCAGUGCCGGAUGAAGAUGGGCUUACUUCUCACUGGUGUUGGUGACAAGGUUAUGCGUCUUUGGUCAUUGGACAGCUACAAAUGUGUGGAAGAAUAUUACAUUCCUGAUACUUUACCCCUAGUUGACUUUGAUUUCGAUGAGAGCAAGAUUGUUGGUUUGCUUGGUACUCGUGUAGCUAUAUGGAGACGUAAUGGGAAAAGAAGUAUAUUUCCCUCACGCGAAGGCACAUUCUCUAAAGGCUUAUGUAUGCGGUACAUUGAUCCGGAGGCUGUCAUUGGAUGUGACGAUGGAACUGCUCGUGUAUUUGACAUGUAUAGCAGGACAUGUUCUCGAAUUAUUAAGAUGCAUGCUGGCCCUGUAACAUGCUUAUCUCUGAGUGAUGACCAGUUGAUUCUCAGUGGGAGCUCUCAUGGUAGUGUCUCAAUAUCCAGCCUCUCAUCUGAUCAGCGGGUAGCUACAUUAAGGACAAGGUCAACUGACUUGGCAGGCAUAAGGACCUUGUGUUUCAACCCAUGUUCUCAUUUAGUGUUUGCUGGGACAACAGUUGGAUAUACAUAUUGUUGGGACCUUAGAUCCAUGAAAUCUUUAUGGGAGACACGAAUAAGUUCAAAUGUUCUGUAUUCCUUGAAUCACUUGCGGAAUGAUAAAUCAACGUUAGCUGUUGGUGGAAUAGAUGGUGUGCUUCGUGUUUUAAAUCAGAACACAGGCGAAGUUCUUUCAACAUGUGUCAUUGAUGAUGAGAGGCCGACAAGUUCCUCUGGAAUGAUUGAAAAAAAGAAAGGGAUAAGGCUGUCCGAAGAGGCUCAAAUUGACAAGAUACCUAGAGCUGCUCGACCCCCCAUCGCAUGCUUGGCUGUUGGGAUGAAAAAAGUUGUCACUGCACAUAAUAGCAAGUACAUUAGAAUAUGGCAAUUCAAUGCGUAAUCGAGAGGUUAUUUUAUUGACCUUAAUUGUACAUUUGUGUUAGUCGUUUAUACUAUAUAUUUUAUUCCCCUCAGAAUUAAGGUACACCUUCAUUCCCAGCCUGCUGCUCCCCUCUUAUCUGGAUCUUCCUACAUAUAAAGCUUUCAUUACCCUCUAUUAUCUUUGCAACUUUUUUGUUGAUUGAGUUUUACCCAGACCGCAUGAUUUUGAACUGUGAUGGAAUGUUGGGCUCUUUGCUGCAGCCCAACUGGGUGCAGUAGAAAUUUAGUGGU
Molecule: messenger RNA, 1692 nt
Organism: Durio zibethinus
Lineage: Eukaryota; Viridiplantae; Streptophyta; Magnoliopsida; Malvales; Malvaceae
Product: F-box family protein with WD40/YVTN repeat doamin
Molecular function (GO): protein binding
Source: RefSeq, a predicted model, not a curated record